AUGUCAGACUCAAUAGAAACCCAUAAUCUGGAGGAUUUGUCACCAGUGGAGAUAGACACUGUUAUGACUACGAAAUCCCGACUUCCAGAAUUUGAUCGUAGUGAUCCUGAGUUGUGGUUUGCUCAACUAGAGCAUUAUUUCACGAGACAUAAUAUCAAAUCUGAAGGGAUUCGCUAUAGAGACUUGUGUUCUAUCCUUCCUCCUUCAGUCGCCAAAGAAGUCCGUGACUUGAUUUUGAGUCCACCAUCACCACAACCAUACACCAUCUUAAGACGAGAGAUAAUGAACCGUUUAUCAUUAUCAGAUAGUCAAAGAAUCCAAAGACUUUUUCAAGGUGAAACACUAGGUGAUCGGUCGCCGUCACAGUUUUUACGUCACCUCCAAGUCUUAGUGGGUGAUAA
Schistosoma guineensis is the source of this 401-nucleotide messenger RNA. The record is from the annotation of a GenBank genome assembly. Lineage: Eukaryota; Metazoa; Platyhelminthes; Trematoda; Strigeidida; Schistosomatidae.